Molecule: messenger RNA, 3588 nt
Organism: Durusdinium trenchii
Lineage: Eukaryota; Dinophyceae; Suessiales; Symbiodiniaceae
Source: the annotation of a GenBank genome assembly
AUGGCCACCCUCCAGCGCCGGCGCCGACAGGGCUCACGAGAGCCAGCUGCUGCCGCUGAAGCGCAGGAGCCUCGACGUGCACCUCGGGAAGGUCGAAGAAGGCCACCGCCUGAAGAGACAGCAGAUCAAAAGUUGGACCGGUUGCUCAAGGAGCAACGAGCAGCUCGGGCCUCGUCACUACCUGCAGAAGAUGAUCUUGCUGUCCGGCGCCUGGCUAUGCACCCUACGGCUGAGGGAAAUGAAUCUCAAGGAAGAAGAAGAGAGGGAAGUUUGGCACCUCAACCUGGACAUCAUGGAGGGCAUCACGAUGCAUCAGCUGGCCAGCUGGCCGGGGCUGGAGGCCUCAUGAGCACCUUGCAUGAUCCUCGGGCUAACGCCUUGGGUCUGGGCGGAUUGCAAGAAGCAGCACGCCAGUCGUUCGAGUUGUUGCAACAGGCAUUAGGCCACCAUAUCCCCUUCUUCGAGGUUCUGAACUACCUCAAGGACCGGGUUCGGGACUACCUCAUCCACCAGGAGGCGGACUCUUUGGUGGGCAAGGUUCUUUGGCUGGAACUCCACAUCAACCUGGAGCUCCACAUGGUGGUGGUGAUGCAUCGUCGUAUGCCUCCGUUGCCAGUGGUGGAGUUGAUGGUCGUGGAACUACAACACAUCCUGGACUACCACAUGGUGAUCCCUCAGGUGCAGGUGGACCUCCCGGGGGGAUUGAAGGAUUCGGGAGGUGGUUCACCAGCGAAGUCAACGCUGGACGAGAAGCCCAAGAAUGACAUCGCCACAGACCUCAUCCAGGAAGCUGCAACGCUGCUCAAGACGCUUCGGUCCGUGAAGACGAUGCUCCUGGCCCUCGUCGACUACGUGGCCGAGGAGAAGAGCGUUGGUGCCUCCCUGAUUUGGACGAUGAUGAGCAGCGCUUGGCCCACGGCGACACUGAAGCAUCUUGGUCUUUGGCUACGUGCUCAAGAAUGCCGUCGUGCUCCCACGGAUGUUGGAAUGCUGCUGGAAUCUCCACGUGACCCAGCUGAAUACUUGAGCGAUGAAGAAGGAGCUCGAAGCGGUGAAGGUUGUGAUGAUAGUCCACUACCCACCAAGCUGGCAGAUCGCAUUCGCACUUCAAAGUCUUGGGCCGCUUGGGCGCCGGGACUUGUGGCUGCUAUCAAGGAAUCGCUGCGGAGGUUGCUUGGCAUUUUGGAGGAGGAAAGUCGAAAUGGUGACACUCACAACAUGUCCAAAAUGGACCUUGCAGCCUGGCACCGGCACAUCAAACAGGGGCACAUUCCCUUUCGUGCUGACUGCCGAAUCUGCGGUGAAGCGAUGGGCUGUGAUAAACCGCACAAAAGACUUGGGGGGAGUGCAACGAAGUUCACUAUGUCAGCGGACCUAUGUGGACCCUUCCCUGCUGGUCGUGACCUUGGCGCUGGAGUGACCUGUAAGUAUGCACUGAUCUCCACUGUUGCUGUGCCCAUCGUUUCAGAGCUUCCAGGCGAGGUUGCCGAGCCCUAUGACACUGCAGACGACGUCAAGUACACCGAGGACCUGCCCUGUGAUCGCGAGGAGCGUGAAAUGCUCCCUGAUGAUGAAGUUCAGAGGCUCAAUGAGUUGGCCCAGAUUGAAGAGGCCCAAGAAGCUCCUGGACACCAAAACAUCACGUUCGCUGAGGUGAUCCCAGAUAGAACUGUGGAGUCUUUGGUCCGUGCCCUUUCACGACUACAUGCAAAGUAUCGCAUGCUGGGCAUCCAAGUGUACCGCCUCCACACAGAUCGAGAACGAUCGUUUGCCUCAGUCCCAAUUCAAAAAUGGUGUGAACAACGUCAACUUCGAUUGACUUUGACUGCAGGCGAUGACUCAAAGGCCAACGGCCGCAUCGAGGGAGAAGUGAACCAGAUCAAACGUCGGACUCGACUCCUUCUACAUGAUUCUGGACUACCUCAAUCCCUCUGGCCGACAGCCCUACGACAUGCUGCAGAAGGCCGUGUCCGCCUACAACUUGAAAGAUUGGGCCUGCCGAGCCCACCAAUGCUUCGCUAUGGAGCUUCAGUUUUGGUCAAGUCCAAACGAUGGCGUCGUGCUGGACAACUCUCAAUGCCCUACCGCACCAUGCAGCUCUUGGGACCAUGCCCAUACAUGUCACAUGGCUGGAUUGCCCGCGACAAGAAGGGGCAGCUGCUUCAUGUGCGGACGGCUUUGGAACCUUCGCCGGUGGCUGACCAGGCGAUCAUGGAUUUGCAGGAGGAGGAUCCUUUGCCCUUUUUGGACGACGUUGGCGGCUCCUUGGCACUUCAAUUUGAGGAUGAAAGGGAGUCGGAGGAGGUUGUUGGAGGUCCCAUGCUCGAUAGUCAUGAUCAAAGUGAUCAAUGUCAACACCCUGACCUUCCGGGGGAGCUGGAAGAUCCCAUGUUCUGCUCAAGACAACAGGCAGAGCAGUGGCAUGAACUUGAACAAGAACGUCACUGGGCUUUGAAGCAGCUCUGGUGCCAAGGCCUUCAAGAAGUUGCAGUUGGCGAAGACGCUGGGAGCGUUCAUGGCAGCUGGCUUCGUGAAGUUGAAAUGCUGCUCCGAGGUGCUGAAGAUCAAUUGUCGUUUCAGCAUUCCUCCUUGCAGAACUACAAGAUGGCUUCUCUGGCUCCAAUGGCUGGUUCAACUGAGGUUCCGGUUACUGUGCUCCAGACCUACACAGUCUCAUUGCAGCAGGUCCGCAAGGAACUGGAGAAAUGGAAGCCUCCCUUGCGUGAUGAAUAUGACCAGCUGAUCUCGUCGACCCAGGCAAUCAAACCAACUUCGGAGGAAAAGUUGCGCCUGGAUCCAAGGUUUCCAACUAUGGAACUCGCUCCAGCUAUGCUUGUUCCCACGGUCAAGAGUCCUCAUGGACGCCUCAGAGCACGGGUGGUCAUCUGCGGAAACCAUCUCACCAAGGUCAACGAAGACCAUGACAACUCCGCAGGUGAAGUGAAGUCGAAGGACCAAGUGCUCAUUGAAGCUGGGAUUUGCCCGCCAACUGAACUCUGGGAGAUCUCUCACGCCGUGUACGGGCUGAACGAUGCUCCUGCCAACUGGUCGCAUUAUCGUGGCCGUGAACUACCUCAGCUGCGCUUCGAGGCUGAAGGUCAAGAAUACCAACUGGUCACUACGCCAGAGCCCAACCUUUGGAAGCUGAUCAAAACAUGCCCCAACGGCAUCCCCGAGGAGGACAUCUCAGAAGGCUUCCUGGCAGUGUACGUUGACGACAUGCUGGUUGCUGCUCCAAGUCCCCUCGCUCAUGCAGUGAUUGAUGGAAUCCGGGCUCAUUGGCGCUGCUCAGAACCAGAAUGGGCAUCUUCGGAGAAGUCCCUCAAGUUUUGCGGCUUUGAGAUCAAGUGCCGCCCAGGAGAGGUCAUUUUGAACCAGGCCUCUUACACCCGUGAUCUCCUUGCACGCCACGAAGGCAUCAAGUCGAGACAAACUCCUUUGCCCCUUGGCGUACAAGAUGAACUGGAGGAAAACAUCUCCAUUGAACAGGUCCGCAAAGCCCAGCUCUCGUUGGUGAAUUGCUCUGGCUCAGCGGGCGAACCAGACCUGACCUCAGCUAUGGAGUUUCCAUCAUGGGCCGCUUGGUGA